This is a messenger RNA of Penicillium malachiteum, 1581 nucleotides long. RefSeq lists its product as uncharacterized. Gene Ontology annotation, molecular function: aspartic-type endopeptidase activity; protein serine/threonine phosphatase inhibitor activity. The coding region runs from base 1 to 1581 and encodes 526 amino acids. The transcript has 6 exons. The record is from RefSeq and is a predicted model, not a curated record. Lineage: Eukaryota; Fungi; Ascomycota; Eurotiomycetes; Eurotiales; Aspergillaceae. Gene Ontology annotation, biological process: regulation of mitotic metaphase/anaphase transition; proteolysis; cellular response to glucose starvation.
AUGGCUGACCAGCAAAUCCCUCGGGAAGGCUCGGAUACGUCCUUGCCCACAUCUGUCAGCUCUAACAAUGGUGCCAACAUCGCAUCGCCUCGAUCCAGCACUGAGUCCCGUUCCUCCAAUCGCAAUUCACUCCGCGUCGGCCACAUGCCUCCUGCAAACCAUCAGCAUCGUCAAAGCUUGACCUUAUCGAUAACCCCCCCGCCGCCAAAGAAUGUCGAUCCAGCCUUUGUUGAUCGCGACUGGAGAGAGAUCUCCAUCGGAGAGCUAAUCUCUCCCGAUGAGUUGCGAUUCGUUGAGAUGGACACAGGAAUUGAAGAAGCUACAAAUUUGUUGAUCGAUUCCGGCGCUGCAGUAUUGUUGAUCCGUGAAAGUCCUCAAGACAAAUCAGCGGUAGCUACGUUUGACUACUCAGAUCUGAAUGCAUACCUUCUCCUUGCGGCCGGACUGGCCUUCCCGCCAGAGGCACAUCGCGCAUCGUAUGAUGAGAUUGCGAGGAAAGCGCAGGAAGGGGAGAAGAUCCCACUCCGAGAUGUGAAAGGAUUAGGUGUGGAGAAGGAGCCAUUGAUUACAUUACCAGCAUCGGCGAAUGUUUUAACAGCUGUCGAAACAUUUGGAGGGGGUGUCCAUCGCGUGGUGGUCACGAAAGAGUCGCAAGAUAACGAGGUAGUUGGCAUUUUCAGUCAAUUUCGACUCGUGAAAUUCCUGUGGGAGAAUGGACGCAGUUUUCCCGUUAUUGAGGAGCUUUAUCCUCAGUCACUACGGGAUUUGCGAAUUGGAUCGCAGAAUGUCAUAUCUAUCAACGGUGAUAAACCUCUCAGUGAAGCUCUUCAAGUCAUGAACAGUGAGGGCGUAUCUUCCCUUGUCGUUGUCGAUAAUCAUUUCAAUGUCAUUGGCAACAUUUCUACUACAGACGUCAAGCUCCUGACUCGGUCUUCUUCUCUGCCACUUCUCCACAAUACCUGCACCCACUUCAUUUCUGUUAUUUUAUCUACACGAGGUCUGAUAGAAGGGAAAGAUUCCUUCCCGGUGUUCCAUGUAAACCCAGGCUCGACUUUAGCCCACACAGUUGCAAAGAUUGCUGCGACUCGAUCACAUCGUCUCUGGGUUACCGACCCGGCAUCUCCAUCUUCAUCAGGCCCGCCGACCCCCUCCCAUUCCGCCGUUCAUAUCCCUCUAGCGACACCACCACUGGGAGCUCUUCCGACAGCUACUUCUGCUAUAUCCCCUCCACCAUCUCCACUGCCUCAAUCUGCAGGCUAUGCUCCAUCACCUCCUAGCUACACCACACCUCACCAUCCCACGCCUCCUCAGCCCCCAUACCCACAUUCACCAACCCCUGGUAUCAAUACCACUCUAGCUCCAUCCAUUCCUGCCUCGGCAUUACCUGGAGCUCGCCUAUCGGGUAAAUUGGUUGGUGUUGUCAGCCUUACUGAUAUACUGAAUCUACAUGCUCGCGCAAGUGGUCUCAGUCCUGCAGAUCCCGCUGAAUCCCGCCGUCGACGACGCAGCAGCUCGACCUCGAGUAUGAAUGUUCCUCGCAGCGGCGAAAUUGGUCGAGAGCUUUUUAGUCGUGGAGUCUAA